Messenger RNA from Gossypium arboreum, 1362 nucleotides. RefSeq names its product RNA polymerase II C-terminal domain phosphatase-like 4. The record is from RefSeq and is a predicted model, not a curated record. Gene Ontology annotation, cellular component: nucleus. The coding region runs from base 1 to 1179 and encodes 392 amino acids. The transcript is spliced from 7 exons. NCBI's taxonomy places the organism in Eukaryota, Viridiplantae, Streptophyta, Magnoliopsida, Malvales, Malvaceae. Gene Ontology annotation, molecular function: RNA polymerase II CTD heptapeptide repeat phosphatase activity.
AUGGAAUUGCUUGAGAAAGACCAUGCGAAGGAAGUUGCGGAGCUCGAGGCUAAAGUCAGGAACAAAAGGUGCAAGACCGAGAAGUUGGAUGACCUAGAAGGACCUCAAGAGUCAACCUCUCAGGGUUUGAUGGAAGAAAAGUUAGAUGUGGGGAACAACGGUACUUUGCAGGAUUUAAGGCUCGGUAAUGAUGAAAUUGUUCGAUUACGCGGCACGGACAUGAAAAAUUUGUUACGUCAUAAAAAGCUUUACUUAGUUCUUGAUUUAGACCACACGCUCCUUAAUUCUACUCAAAUCAAUCACCUAACAGCUGAGGAAGAAUAUUUGAAGAGCCAAUCUGAUUCUCUUCAAGAUGUUUCAAAAGGCAGCCUGUUCAUGUUGGAAUUUAUGCAUAUGAUGACCAAAUUGAGGCCUUUUGUUCGUACAUUUCUCAAAGAAGCAAGUGAGAUUUUUGAGAUGUACAUUUAUACAAUGGGUGAUCGACCCUAUGCAUUAGAAAUGGCUAAAUUGCUUGAUCCAGAAAAAGAGUACUUCAAUGGCCGAGUGAUUUCACGAGACGAUGGCACCCAGAAACAUCAAAAGGGUCUUGAUGUGGUACUAGGGCAAGAGAGUGCUGCCGUGAUCCUUGACGAUACAGAAAAUGCAUGGCCGAAUCAGAAAGACAAUCUGAUAUUGAUGGAGAGAUAUCAUUUCUUUGCUUCGAGUUGUCGCCAAUUCGGCUUCGAUUGCAAGUCUCUUUCUCAGUUGAAGAGUGACGAAAGUGAGCCCGAUGGAGCACUUGCUUCCAUUCUUAAAAUACUUCGACGAAUCCACCAUUUUUUCUUCUAUGAACUUGAUUCCGAUCUUGCUAGACGAGAUGUGAGGCAGGCCCUGAAAACAGUUCGUGCGGAAGCAUUGAAGGAUUGCAAAAUUGUUUUCAGCCGUGUUUUCCCCAUGAAAUUCCAGCCAGAGAAUCAUCAUCUAUGGAUAAUGGCAGAACAGUUAGGAGGUACAUGUUCGACCGAAACUGAUUCUUCAGUAACACACGUCGUUUCAAUGGAUGCUGGAACACAAAAGUCCCGUUGGGCUGUGAAAGAGAACAAGUUUUUGGUCCAUCCGCGAUGGAUAGAAGCUACAAAUUUCUUUUGGCAGAAACAACCCGAAGAAAACUUUCCAGUUAGCCAAACAAAGAAUCAAUGACCAUUAAUUCAUUAAUGUAGUGUUUUCAUCUUAACAGUCUUUGGUAGUUUAAAUUAGUUCUCUGAUUACCCAGGACUCGAAAUUCGAUUUUCAAACUUGGUUCGAGCUUUAUUUUUAAAAAGUGAUUCAAGAUAAGAAUUCAAUCGUUCAAGUUAUUUCAAUUGUUUACUUGGUAAAAGGAAA